Varroa destructor (honeybee mite) is the source of this 1256-nucleotide messenger RNA. RefSeq names its product Elongator complex protein 5 (gene Elp5). The record is from RefSeq and is a predicted model, not a curated record. Gene Ontology annotation, cellular component: elongator holoenzyme complex; nucleus; cytosol. Gene Ontology annotation, biological process: tRNA wobble uridine modification. Lineage: Eukaryota; Metazoa; Arthropoda; Arachnida; Mesostigmata; Varroidae. Gene Ontology annotation, molecular function: tRNA binding.
AUGCGAGAUGCAUCAAUAGCAUAUGGGCAAAAUUUCCUCCUCACUGGUCAGCUGCUUCACCGCUGCACAGAGCACCAGUGUGCGCAUGCCAUCCAAGUGCGCGAGAAGGGCAAGUUCUACCCGCCUAAGGAGAAAGGGCUCGCCAAACUCCGCGAACAAGGUGAGGAUAUUCGGGGGCUGUUCCUCAUCUAUGACGAUUCUGAACAAAGUGCUCUCGCAAUUUUGAAGUUGUACUGUGAGGUGCUGAGAAACAAAGGCUAUAACUUACAAGUUCUAAAUGCGUCGCGUCCCGAUAUUCUGCCACCCUCGAGUUGCUCGACCUUAUGGCCUCCACCUGUUGAUAAAGCGACGCCAACGGUGCUGAUUUUACACGGCGUUGAGUUGCUACUCUGUCUUGGAAAAGCGGACCUAAAACAGCUUUUCAGAGAUGUACUCGACUGGUUAUCCUAUGAUAAUGUACGUCAGGUGGUUUGCGUUGCUAACCGAGAGCUAACAGCUGCUGACGAACUGCAAAAAUUAGAGUAUAUAUGUAGCCAACGAGUGGAACUGCUCUCAAGAAAAGGUGAUCUGUUCAUUGUAAACACUUUAUGGAAAAAGCCGAAGGGAAAAGCUAUUCUGCAAAAGGAGGAAGUCCGGAUAAGUUACGGAGUUAUGGCAAGCAGUUCCAUAAUUACCAAUUGGCCUGCAGAGAUGAGUCUGAAACCAGCUGCUUCUGCUAGCAAUAUGCUUGCUGGACUGACGUUCAAUGUAAACAGUAGCGCCGAGGAGAAGAAAGACAGAGAUCAGCUUGUCCUGCCUUACACAGAGGCCGGUGAGAUCAGCUACACUUUGGACCGUGAGGACGAUUUUGAUGAGGAAGACGACCCCGAUGAUGACCUUAAUAUCUGAGUAAGAUGUGCAAAAGGAGACUCAUUACUUUGCCUAUCGAUGUGUCUUACGGCGCCAGCUUCGGGAUAGUUCGUGAAGUCAAACUUAGAAAGCGGUUCGCUGGGGUCAUGACAUUGGACCGACUAUCUCAAAACCAUCAGAAGAAGAACAUUGUACAUAACCAUUAUUGUUUAACAUUGUUAUGAAAAAUAAAUUGGCAAAUGCGAUGACCAUUUUAAGAAGAUAAUAAGUAUGUAUACGGAUAAUGACUCGACGUAGUGUGUUUUUAGAAAAUUAAGAACAAAAAAUCUAAAUCUGCUAGCAUCAUAAUCUCCUUCAGUAUUCGAUAUAAUUCUUUCUUUUUCGACUCAAUAAAGUCUUACAUUUGA